UUUAGAUUGCCAAGGGGCUUUUAAAAACAGCACAAAUAUUAAUUGCUUUAUAUCUAUGUAAAAUAUGCUUCAUUGCAAUUUGCAAAUAAAUAUCUUAAUUAUUGUUCAGCUGAGCUCUAGAUGUGAACGGACUGUAUAACUUAAGAAAACAACAGAGGCAGAGAGUGCAAAAUAAAACUGACAAAUACGAGAGAAAAGACGUUUGAGUAGUUCUAGUAAAAAAGAAACCAGCAGAAACAGGGUUAAUUCUAGCCUUAUAAGGCUGUUCAGCAGCACUUCAACUGCACACAAAUUAGAACAACCCUGGGAAUCUAUAAAGCUUGUUUUAUUGCCAAGAACAUGCAGCAUGAUCUGCAUUUUGCUCUUGUAAACGAUCCUUUAUUUAAUAAGUUUUAAAGCAGAAUAGACUUUGACGUGAUUUUUGUUUUUACUGCUGAAUCAUCAACAGGUGGCAUCCACUGCAGCUCUGCACACCUAAAUGCAAGUUUUUACCGAGAGGACAGUGGAAGUUGGCACAUCCAUUACGUGUGUACCCAGCAAGGAGCAGCCUGCUGCUGUCUGGAGCAAAAUCAGCUCGGGAGAAAUGGAAUUAAGGUCCAAGGAUGUUCAUUGAUUAUUAAAAGAAAACAAAUGGAGCUAAAAUUCCACUGGCUUCCAGCUUGCAUGAAGAAACACUGUUGCUGAAAAGCUUUUAUUAAAGUGACCCAAGUACCACCAUGGUAAAAAGAUUCCUAUAUGAUCUUAAGGCAUACAGGAACUGCAAAUUCUCUCAUUUAAAAUGUAUAUAGAAUCCUGUAAAACAAAUUAAAACAUUCACAAUUUGUAGUAUUAUAUUUCAGUCAGUUUUAAGCCUAAUUAAUCUGACUUUUAAAGCAUUUUAAUUUCCUAUACAAAAGUCUGUAUCUUUUUAAAUUCCAAUCAAAAAUGCUUAUUGGGAAUUCAGUUGAAACCAACCAAAAAUCUGAUUUUCUCUGUAUUGCCACCAAACUGUGAGUACUAAUACCUUUUCUGCAGACAUUUUAACCAUGGAAACUUAUUCUGCCUCAGUAUCACCUGUUAUAUGUAACAGCACAACUUUUAACCUGAACGGAUCCCAUUUGUGUAACGAAAGCAUAUCCUCUAGAUUAGCUGAUAAAUCAGAACACCAACAAUAUGUUAUUGGCCUUUUCUUAUCGUGCCUUUACACAAUAUUCCUUUUCCCUAUUGGUUUUGUGGGAAACAUUCUGAUACUGGUUGUCAACAUUAGCUUUCGGGAAAAAAUGACAAUCCCAGACCUUUACUUCAUAAACCUGGCAGUGGCUGAUCUCAUUCUAGUGGCCGAUUCUCUCAUUGAGGUGUUCAAUCUUGACGAGAAGUAUUACGAUAUCACCAUCAUUUGUACCUUUAUGUCUUUGUUCCUUCAGAUCAACAUGUAUAGCAGCAUUUUCUUUCUGACAUGGAUGAGUUUUGACAGAUACCUAGCCCUGGCCAAAGUAAUGAGGUCCAACCUCUUUCGCACUAUGCAGCACGCUAGACUGAGCUGUGGGCUCAUAUGGAUGGCAUCCAUUUCAGCAGCUCUAGUCCCAUUCACAGCCGUGCACUUACAACACACCGGAGAGGUCUAUUUUUGUUUUGCAGAUGUAAAAGAAAUCCAGUGGCUAGAGAUAACCCUGGGGUUUAUUAUCCCCUUUGUGAUCAUCGGUCUGUGUUACUCAUUAAUUGUUCGAGUCCUUAUAAAAGCACACAAGCACAGGAGUCUCCGUCUGCGGCGACAGAAGGCUCUGCGCAUGAUUUUUGUUGUUGUCCUGGUUUUCUUUAUCUGCUGGCUCCCUGAAAACGUCUUCAUUAGCGUCCAACUUCUCCAGAGGAAAAGCGAGCCCAUCUCUUCAAACAGCCCAUCCUUCAGGCACGAUUAUCCUUUAACAGGACAUAUUGUGAACCUAGCAGCUUUUUCUAAUAGCUGCUUGAACCCCUUAAUUUACAGUUUUCUGGGGGAAACCUUCAGAGACAAACUGCGACUGUACAUUGAACAGAAAACAAAAAUGUCAACACUGCAUCGCUUCUGUCAGGCUGCCUUAACGUCUGUCAUUCCUGACAGUAAUGAGCAAUCAGAGGUCUGAUGUAGUGUCACUGUAUAAAACAUAUGACUGUGAAGUUGUGCAAAUAGUGAACAAAAUGCUUGCUACUAACAGAAAAAAAGUGCAUUUGUGUGUGUGUGUAUAUAUAUAUAUAUAUAUUGUAUCGCUCUAUUGAGUAUUGAAGGUUUAUAGUCAAAAUGUUUUUAUGACAAGACUUUAAUGUAGAAGAAUAUGUUUUAGUCAGAUUUAUAUUUAAUUAUGAACAGGAUUAUUAAAAGCUGAGCA
Messenger RNA from Parus major (Great Tit), 2342 nucleotides. RefSeq names its product G protein-coupled estrogen receptor 1 (gene GPER1). The transcript has 2 exons. Gene Ontology annotation, biological process: G protein-coupled receptor signaling pathway. The record is from RefSeq and is a predicted model, not a curated record. Gene Ontology annotation, molecular function: G protein-coupled receptor activity. Gene Ontology annotation, cellular component: membrane. Bases 1026 to 2099 code for a protein of 357 amino acids. NCBI's taxonomy places the organism in Eukaryota, Metazoa, Chordata, Aves, Passeriformes, Paridae.